Messenger RNA from Fomitopsis serialis, 1578 nucleotides. RefSeq lists its product as uncharacterized. Bases 200 to 1465 code for a protein of 421 amino acids. The record is from RefSeq and is a predicted model, not a curated record. Lineage: Eukaryota; Fungi; Basidiomycota; Agaricomycetes; Polyporales; Fomitopsidaceae. The transcript has 2 exons.
GGAUGUACGCGCCGCGGCUGUGAGGCGCGACGUCAUCGCCCGAAAAGGUAAGCCGGACGGAGGGCGGGGCGCGCCACCUGAUCGGGAGGGCCCCCAGGUCCCAGACGCGUCAGGGUGUCACCCAGUAGGCCGACGCCCCACCGUGUAUAUAGCCCAUCCGCAUCCGCCCCUCCGCCAGCAUAUAAACUCUCCACCCACCAUGUCCGCCACCCCAGACAUCCCCGCACCCACCCCAUCCAGCGAACAGAGCGUAUACUUCGACGCACCCAUCAUGCACUUUUUCUCUCGCAAUAACGACGACAAAGCCCACGACGAGCCUACGCAGGUUGCGGACACCAAUGGCGCGCAUCAGGGCACUGACCCCCAGCCGUCUGUCGCGAUCGCUCCUGACCCAGUCGUGAACCGCUACCACGAGAACCUCGAGGACGAGCAACAGCAGCUCGACGACAAGAAGCCGGCCGCGACCACCUUGUCUGCUAUUCCCGAAGGCUCCCACAGACGUGCGGGCAGCCCGCCGUCUGAUUCAGGCUACGGCUCGUCCUCGCCCAACACGGCCGCCCGCCCACCAGAGCGAUCUGCCUCCCGCGCGUCGCGUAGAAGUCUCAAGCCUGUCCCCGUCGUCUGGAAGGACGGUCAGCCUGGCAGCGAAACCGAUGACGACACCUACGCUGAUCCAGGAGCCGACAACCGAGCUCGACGCGCGACCUCUAUGCGCUCACUCCGCACGUCCACUAGUCGGCGCGAUCGUGAUGGCUAUGACCACGAAAGCGUUCGAAGCACGCCCGCCUCACGCUUCUCGGACCGCCGCCGACGCGUAAGCCUGAGCGGGGGCAGUUUUGCGGGAGGCGCAGGGACAAUCGGCCCUGAAGCAACACCCCAACUAGACGAUACACAGUCAUUCGUGGCAAGGGCGAAGAGCGCGGAGGCAGAACUGACUCCGAAGCAGAAGUCUAAGAUCGAGAAAGCUUCAGCUAAGGAGGGCAAGCGCCUCUCGAAAGUGCUGAAGUCCGAAGCGAAGUCGGAGGCGAAAGCCAUCGAGCAGGCCAUCCGCGAGCUCGCGGAUAUUCAGAAGAUGCAGAAGACCGCAUUGAAGGAGGAGAGUCGCGCGGUCGCCAGCCACGCGAAGGCGCUGCGCACAUUCCACAAAGAGGAGCUGGAGUACCUCGCCGCUCGGGCACGGUAUGAGAAAGCGCAGGCCGAGCUGGCAGCGGUGGAGGACGGCAGAGACGCCGCGCGCGAGCACGCACAGGAAGUCACGGAAAUGAUGCAAGAGAAGAGUAAGGAGGUUGACUGGUUGCGGGCGCAGAAGGCUGCAGACGAUGUAAGUUGUUCCCCGUUGCAUUUUCAUGUACGCACCGAACUUGACAAAUUUGUGACUGUAGCGCGAACGACAGGCGAAGCUUGUGCAAUUAACGGGCAAGUCAUAACUCCCAACGCACCUAGGGGUCCUCAGUGUGCUUCAUAAGACUUGAUACCCAUAGCAUGACGAAGACUUUUUGAUGUUCUGCACGACAACUUAAGGGCAAGAGCCAACAGACGCGACCAACGUGACCGUGACGCGUACGAUUGAAUAAUUGA